This is a messenger RNA of Syngnathus acus (greater pipefish), 1746 nucleotides long. It is a transcript of the gene prmt3, whose product is annotated as protein arginine methyltransferase 3. Gene Ontology annotation, molecular function: protein-arginine N-methyltransferase activity. Lineage: Eukaryota; Metazoa; Chordata; Actinopteri; Syngnathiformes; Syngnathidae. Bases 58 to 1632 code for a protein of 524 amino acids. The record is from RefSeq and is a predicted model, not a curated record. Gene Ontology annotation, biological process: peptidyl-arginine methylation. Gene Ontology annotation, cellular component: nucleus. The transcript has 16 exons.
GUGUCCCUCCGCGUGUACGCUCCGCACCAGGAAGUAAACUGCAAACAAAGUAGGAUCAUGGCAGAAUGCACAGAGACACAUCCUUGUGCUGAUGCUGCGGACAUGCCGGAGCUAUCGGACGCUGAUAGCGACUCCGGUGAUGACAAAGAGCAGUGGCAAUGGAUGGAGGAGGAGGAGGACAGUCAACAGGUUACCUGUUUGUUUUGUGACAGAUUACUAAAUUCCGUGCCUGACACCCUGCAGCACUGCACAGUUGAGCACCAAGUGAACCUUAAAGAUGUCAUCAAGAGGCAUAAUUUAGAUGACUACAGUUACAUAAAGCUGAUCAAUUUUAUCCGCUCAACAAAAUGUGAUCCAUCAUAUCUCACGGGGCUGCCAGAUGAUCUCUUACCGUGGGAAAGUGAUGACUUCCUCAAGCCAGUUAUACAGGAUGACCUUUUAUUGCAAACUGACCCCGAGGACCUGUGUGGUGGUCACCAGGGGACGGAUUUGUCGGCAUGCGGGUCAUUGGAGGGGAAGACUAAUCCGGCACUGCGGCUGAGAGUAGCUUCUGCUGAGAAGGCUGUUCCUCAAACCUUUGAAGAUGUACAAAAUUUAAUGCUGCUCGUCCAGCGUUUGGUGCUGGACGCUGACAAUGAAAGGCCCGCUAACCCGCGCGCUGUUGCCGAGCUUCGUGAAGAUGAGGACGAAGCCUACUUCAGCUCCUACGGUCAUUAUGGCAUUCAUGAGGAGAUGCUCAAGGACAAAGUACGCACCGAAAGCUACCGUGACUUCAUCUACAGCAACCCCGACGUGUUCAAAGACAAGAUUGUUUUAGAUGUCGGCUGCGGGACUUGCAUAUUAUCGAUGUUUGCCGCUCGGGCUGGAGCCAAGCAGGUCAUUGCCGUUGACCAAUCGGAAAUUAUCUACCAAGCCAUGGAUAUAGUAAGGGCCAACAAGCUUGAGGACAAAAUCACUUUGCUGAAAGGCCGCAUCGAAGACAUCAGCCUUCCCGUGGAGAAAGUGGACAUCAUCAUCUCGGAAUGGAUGGGUUACUUUUUGCUAUUCGAAUCCAUGUUGGACUCCGUCUUGGUGGCCAGAGACCUCUAUUUGGGCGAUGGUGGUUCAGUCUACCCGGACGUUUGCAACAUCAGCCUGGCAGCAGUGGGAGACCCCCAGAAGCACCAAGAGUGCAUUGCCUUCUGGGACGAUGUGUAUGGCUUCAACAUGUCGUGCAUGAAGAAGUUUGUCGUGCCCGAGGCCGUGGUGCAAGUGGUGAACGCGGACACGCUCAUCUCGGAACCUGCAAUCGUACAGACAAUCGACUGCAAUAAAGUACGUCUCUCGGAGCUGGAGUUCACGUGCGACUUUUGCUUGAAGAUGACCAAAAGCACAGAUUGCACGGCAAUCGUGGGCUACUUUGACGUUUUCUUUGACAAAGGCUGCCGCAACAAGGUGAUGUUCUCCACGGGUCCUCAGGUGACAACGACCCACUGGAAACAAACCGUCUUCCAACUGGAGAAACCCUUCACAGUCCAGGCGGGGGAGGAGCUUCAAGGAAAGAUCACAUUGCGCAAAAACAAAAAGGACCCUCGCUCACUGUUGGUCACCUUUGAACUCCGAGACAGGAAGCUGACCUACAAAGUGCAGUAAUGUAGUCAAGUGACGGAAGUGACGUCAUUGAAACAACAUUGCUGUUGUGAGUAUGGCAAUUGACAUUUUAGGAUUGUUUUACUUAUUUGUAAUAAAGAACACCUUGACCAAAUA